CCGCACCACCACAUGAAUCACAGCGACCGAGGCUUCACAGCAACACGCGCAUGGGUACGGUGCCGAGCGCCCGGGCAUCUUCACAACCUGCAGCCGAGCGGAGGGAGCCCUCACCCGGCCGCAAGAAGCGCUCACUCCACCCGGACUCUUCCAAGCUGCUUCCACUGCAGUCUUCCUCUUGACUCGCAGGCGCACGCACAGAGUGAAAAGUCGUUAUCUCUUCGGAGGUUUGCUUCUUCUCUGACGGGCUUGUUUAGGUGUUUUAGUCUUUUAUUUAUUUAUUGUAGGAUUGUUUGACGCUGACAGUCAAACCGGGGCGGACGAACUGCGUCUUGACGCGGAGAGCUCGGACUUCUUUGGCUGGAGGGCGAGAGGAGGGGAAAAAAAAAAAAAAAAAACACACACCAAAACGCAGAGCUUUCUGUCACUUCUUUUUUUUUUUUUUUUUUUUUUUUUGUCCAGUGACUUUAAACCAGGAACCUGAUUGUGAGCUUUCUCCCCCGCUGAAGAUGAGAGGAAAUUAGACGUGUUAAUCGAGGCUUUGAGCUUGUUUUACUGGAUUUAUUUUGGCUGUGGCGACCGAAGACCCAGAGCAGAGCGGAGCUGCGCGUAAAACAGCGUAAGAGGUCCGUGUGAUUUUGCUAAAAUGCAUCAUCAACAACGGAUGGCAGCUUUGGGCACAGACAAGGAACUGAGUGACUUACUGGAUUUUAGCGCGAUGCGAAACAGCGAUUUGAAAAUGUUCCCAUCAUCCAUGAUGUUUUCCCCUCCUGUUAGCAGUGGAAAGAAUGGACCGACCUCCCUGGGGAUGGACAUUUCUCCGGCUCAAUAUGGAGGAGAGAACGAGUGCAGGGUCAUGGGCGAGUGGAAGUCGUUCUUCAAAGAGCUAUGCAGAAGGAUCUCAGUACAUUACAUCACAUGACAGCCUCUCACCUUCGUACGCUAACUCCAGGCUAACAGGUAAAUCAGAGAGGAGUUCAUACUCAUAUGGCCGAGAAUCGAACCCGCACUGCCACCAGACACUUUUGGGCGGUGAAAUGGGUUUGGGGAGUCCUGGUGCCACGUCGCCCACCAAGCCGCCUGGUCAGUACUACCAGCAUUACGGCACCAACCCCCGCAGGAGACCACUGCAAAUGGACUCUAUGGAACUUCAUCCCAAAAAAGUACGGAAGGUCCCUCCAGGCUUGCCAUCCUCGGUAUACGCUCCAUCUGCCAGCACAGCCGACUACAACAGGGAUUCACCGGGCUAUCCCAACUCCAAACCAACGAGUUCUGGCUUCCCAAGCUCAUUCUUUAUGCCAGAUGGUCACCACAGCGCGGACCACUGGAGCAGCAGUAGCAGCAAUAUAAGCCAACAGGGCUACCACAGCAGCAUGUUGGGAGGGGGGAACUCUGCCCAUGGCCCCUCUCAGAGCUCCUCCUACUGCGGGGUUCACCCUCACGACAGACUGAGCUACCCAGCACAUUCAUCAGCAGACAUCAACUCCAGCCUUCCUCCCAUGUCCAGCUUCCACCGAGGAGCCGGGAGCGGGGCCAAUCACUACAGCACCGCCUCUUGCUCCACCGCUCCCACCAACGGCACAGACAGCAUUAUGGCUAACCGAGCACAGAGUGGAGCAACCAGUAGUUCUCAGACAGGAGACGCCUUAGGGAAAGCACUUGCAUCGAUCUACUCCCCAGACCACACAAACAACAGCUACUCAUCCAAUCCCUCAACUCCAGUGGGCUCCCCGCCCACCCUCACAGCCGCCAGUUCAGCUGUCUGGUCCAGAAACGGCGGGCAGGGAGCAUCGUCGCCAAACUAUGAGGCUCCACUGCACUCGCUGCAAAGUCGCAUCGAGGACCGUUUGGAGCGUUUGGAUGAUGCCAUCCAUGUACUGCGAAGCCAUGCUGUAGGCCCAUCAACAGCCAUGACCAGUGGGCACAGUGACAUGCAUAACCUUAUUGGGGCUGCACACACACACAACGGAGCGAUGGGAUCUCUGGGAAGCGGCUAUGGGACAGGACUGCUGUCGGGCAACAGACACUCACUCAUGGUGAGCUCUCAUCGAGAAGACGGCAGUAUGGGUCCGUUACGUGGUGGACAUUCGAUGGCUGCAGGUCAGGUGCCUCAGUUGCCUGCUCAGUCCGCCACUUCGCCAGACCUCAGCCAACCGGACCCUUAUCGUGCUCUGUCCGGAGGCCUUCAGGGCCAGAGCACGUCCUCCAUCAGCUCCGAGAUCAAGUCCGAGGACGAGGGAGAUGAGAACCUCCUGCAGGACUCCAAGCCUUUGGACCCGAAGAAGGAAGACAUUGACAGCAAGGAUCUCAAAGGACUUGAUAGGUCAAGAUCUAGCAACAACGACGAUGAGGAUCUAUCUCCAGAGCAGAAGAUGGAGCGGGAGCGAGAACGGAGAAUGGCCAACAAUGCUCGAGAACGCUUGCGAGUACGCGACAUCAACGAGGCGUUCAAGGAGCUGGGCAGGAUGGUCCAGUUGCACUUAAAGAGCGAUAAGCCGCAAACAAAGUUGCUAAUCCUUCACCAGGCCGUGGCAGUCAUCCUCAGUCUGGAGCAACAAGUCAGAGAGAGAAACUUGAACCCGAAGGCAGCCUGCCUGAAACGCCGUGAGGAGGAGAAGGUCACCGUGGCAUCAGACGGCACUCCACUCUCGCUAGCUGCAGCACACCAUGCCGCCAUGGGCGAUGGGUCAAACCCAUUGGGACAAAUGUAAAAUGCAGCAACAUCUUCUCCCCCAUAAAUGGUCCAAGGUGCCAGAGUUCAUCAAAAUGAUGAGUGACCACUUCCUCUGACAGUGUUUAUAUGAGCACCUAGCAAUCAAUCAAACCCAGUCUUGCUUGGCCAAACCAAUCAAGAUUUUCGGACCAAUCAGAUCAGCCUCAGUGUUUCCUCUUGUGGCUUCUAAUCCUCCUCGUCACCUUUUCCUCCUUCUUCUAUCAAGAAAACAAACUGCACAGUCAUUGGUUGCUUUGCAUCUCCACCUGAAGUGAACUCCUUUUGUGCGGAGACGCCCAAUGGCCGAUGCAAAGAGGCUAUUUUAAAGCGUCUCUUUGUGGGAGAUUUUGUCAUGAAAUUACUGCAAAGGAAGAGAAAACCUAUGGAUUGACCAGUCAUUUAAGAAAUUCUUUGACUUCUACUAUCACCAUUCCCAGUUUUAAGAACAUUGGGCUUCGAUAUAAGAUACGUGUAGUACUGUCUAUGUAUAAAUAUAAUAGCAAAACAUCUGGACUCGUGCAGUGGGGAGUAUAGAGAAUAAUUACGCAAAACAAAACAUAUCAAAUAUUCAAAGAGAUUUUUUUGAAAAACAUUGUGCAGCCUCAGCAUGUCUCUGACUGAAUGGCAAACAUAUGCCACACUGUGGAUGAAGCUGUGCCUGACAUCCUCUUGGGUGCAAAACAGUAAAACAGUCAGAUGGAUGGAUACACAAGUAGAAAUGAGAUAAAACAAAAUAAAACGAACAAAGUUUCUUACAAAUUACCGGUUAUGGAUUAUAGAUUAAGUAUGGGUACAAAACAAGGCAUUCUUAGGUUUCUAAAAUCUUUGCGAUGGCAAUGGUAAAAGUACUUUUUAAACUAAAUGAUCCCUAUUAAACCAGAACUAAAAACAAAAAAAAAAAAAAAAAAAAAAACCUUGUCGCACAGGUCAAAUGUAUUACCUAGAUGUUCAUCAAUGUUUCAUUCCAUUUCCUAACCAUCCAUCUUUUUCUGUACCACUUUUCCUCAUUGGGGUUGUGGGCGAGCUGGAGCAAAGUCCUGCUGACUUUGGGCGAGAAGUGAAAUAAUCGGUCAGCAUAUCAUAUCCGACUUGCAAAAUUGGAAAACCAUUUUGAAGAGUUAAUUCAAAUCUAUUAGUCACUUGAACAUAAUUAACCUGAACUCCAAUACGACAAGGGAAAACGUGGAUCACACACUAAGGAACAAAUCUACUGAGGAACUGGGGUAUUUCAAUCACUCAGUUUGGAAAUUGCACAAAGAAAAGACCAAUCAUGAAAAGAAUACUAUUACAUUUAUCAAGAUUGAUGAUAAUGCAAAAGCUGAUGAUCAAGGUCUCGACAAAAAUAUCCCAAUUGACUGUAUAUAUUUGCAUUAAAUGAUAGAAAAAAAACAACAUGGAAUAGGGCUGAGUAAUGAAGUGUAUCUUUAUACAUAUUAUGCACAUUCCACAUAAACGCCACUCAAAGGAGUGCUGAGGAAUUCCGACCAGGAGUAAAAUGGACCAACUUCCAUAUAGGUUUGAAUGGAAAAAGAGAAUUUUAGAUCACAUUGAGGCGAUUGUUAUGCAGCAAGGGAAGACAAACGAACAAUCAUCUCUUUGGCGCUAUAGCAGGGCUGAAUAAAUUCUCAUGCCUUGUUGAUUGGUUCAUAAGAGAACCCAAAUCUCAAAAGUUAAACCCUCUCCUGUAUCCCGAAUACCUCAAAUGAGUGGGCUUUCUAGUUGAACAAUUCCUCUGGAUGAAUUGAGUGUUAAUUCUGGCUUGGUUUCAGAUUUUAAAUUACUUUGAUUAUGAUCAAUUGACAUAGUUUUAUCAGCAUUACAUUUUGCCUCUUUGGUUUAUUAGGGAGGCAUAAAGUACAUAUUGAAAUCUAAAGAAAUACAGACUGGAAAGUGAGAAAGCUCUGCUGAUAGUGUGCUACCUUUUGUUGUCUCGUCACCUUUUUCCAUUUCCUUUUUAGCUUCGAGAUCACUUUUCUACUUUUGGACCAUAUUUUGUUUCGAUUUCAAUUUAGACCAUCAAACUGUUUAAUGUCCAGGGGGCCACUGUAUUUUUUAGCCAACCCCUUUUACGGGCAAGUCCUGUGGUUUUCUUUCAUAAAGAAUCAUCAAAAGUGUCUGAGCGGUGAUUAAAAGUCGUGGCUAGUGCCUGAUGGUAUAAGGUUGAAUAUUAAAACAGGUCAAAUCUGACAGAUAAGGCGAACCAGAAUAUUGUUUUUACUCCAGGGUUAAGAUAAAAAUAUCUUUUACCUCCACCGGUUUUAGAUCUUCUCAAUCUCAGUGCUACUCUUUCUGCUGAUCCAAGCCUUAGGAUGCCCACCCCCACCCCACCAACCCUCAGAGUGGUCCCAGUGAUGCAAUUUGAACAUUCACACUUCUACCAAUGUGCCUUUUUAGAGUUCAUAUCAUUGGAGUCGCCAGAGGAAGAGCUGGUCUUUUAUAGGCUGCAAGCUUAGGGAAACCUGUUGUUGGUCUUUAGGUUCUAUGCAGUCAGGUUUUUGUACCAGACCUGGGAAUUUAAAAAAAAAAAAAGUUUGAAAAAAAGAAAUUAAAAAAUAGUAUUUUUUGGAUAAAAAAAAACAAAACAAAAAUAAAGUGUAUUUGAUGUACUGUAUGCUUAUGUGUAACUAGAGCGUGUUCUGACAGACACUUGAUUUAGCAAAACAAGCCCUCGCCCCUGUUUGCCCUACCCCUUGGAAGAAAUCCACUAUCCUGAACCCAGCCCAGUUUAUAUGGUGAACACGUCUCUUCCUGUAAUAUAGCUGAUCCGCUUUUUAUCAAUAUGUGAUGGGCUUUUCCUUGAGCCAAUGUAGUCUCCAGUACAACGUGUGUGGUUGUAUGUUGUAAAGCGCUUUUUUUCCUCCGUUUAUUUUUUUAAGGAAAAUAGUUUUCUUGUUCAUUUUUAUUUGUAUGUUCUGGUUUACAUGUCUAUUAUAGAAAAUGUAAGAAAAUAGAAAUAAAAAUAAAAAAUCAACACAAUUUGCUAUCAUUAGUGUUGUUCUCUGACAAGCGACAAUUUUGGCACGAUUAAAAAUCCUACUCAAUCAACAGGAAGGCACGGAAACUGGAAAAAUAAUCUAUUUGAAUAGAUCAAUUUAUAUAUAAAUGUACAAAAAUAUAUACAUAUAUAAGGAGGGUGAUUUUUUCCAUUUUUUUUUCCUUUUGCAAAUAAGUGUGUGCUUGGGGAGGAAUUAUUUUUCCAAAGACUGAAAUGUCAGGCCCCCAGUGUUACAAAUCAUCGACAGACUUAUUUCUUCUUAUGUUGCCAUGACAACCUCUGCCUCUAAUAUGGCGCCCCGCACAGGACAAAAUGGCACAGGAGGACCAACACUGCUAUCCAUCAUGGCAGUGACACACAGACAUUGUAAAUUGUAUGUAACAAAACAGCAAACCGAACCCAUAUUUUGAAAUUGUGUAUGUAAAAUUUAUAUUUUUACAUGUAGAUGUUAUUUGUGUUCCUAGAAAUGUGUUGUUUUUUUCAGGAAUUAGUAUUUAAAAAGAAAAAAGUGUGUUUUUAAAAUUUGUCACGUUGAAGUCAUUGUAAAAUGAGAAAUUCAGAUUUUUUUUUUUCUUUUUUAAAUCAUGUUGAAGAUGGAAUAGGGAUGUUAGGACAAUGAUGCUGAUGAGUUCAAAACACAUAUACAGUAUGGUAUUUGUCCAAAUCCCCAAACUUCAUAUUAUGUCCAUUGUAAUUGUAUUUUUUUGCAGAUAAAUAGUUGUAAAUAGUUACAAAUCAAAUUCUGUGAGGUUUCAGUGGGGUGAGGACAUGCCUGUGAGAUGUGACGAUGAUGAUGAAGCAGUUUUUAAUAAAAUAGUAUUUGUCUGGUUAAAACAUCGCAUUCCAAACUCUGCAUUGUCAGUUUUACAUCGUACUGUUGUUGUGGUUGCAGACCAGCAGAAGUGUAACUCAAAUUAUUCUGUACCUCCACCAGGAGCAAAUUCUUUCAGAGCCAGCCCAGGGCAUUUGGUGGGAUGGGGGGGGUUGGAUUUGCAUUGGGGAAAAAAUGUGCAAAAAAGCAUGCUUUUGCUCUGUUGUGUAAAAUCGGACUACCCUCAGACAUAUUUGUCACAACAGGACCUUGAUUGUGUAUUGAAUUACAUUGAUGUUAAUUUACUUGAAGUGUUUGGAAACAAAAGUGCAUCCAAAGAAAGUCCAUAUAGUCAAGUGACACUUAGGGCCAUGGGCCUGCUCUGACUCCUGUACAUUUAUUUAUUCAAGAUGUAAAUCAAAGUCCCGCAGAACACAAUUCCAAAUCAAGUUUUGUAAAAAAAAAAAAUAAUAAUAACAUUGGAGUCGUCUUAGAUAAAUGAAGCAAGUGUCUGCAAACAAUCGUAUCAGCUAUUUGCCCAAAAAUAUUUUAGUAGGUGUGCGAGGCAGUUUCAGUUUGUUUUGAGUGUUUGCCAAUACAAUUGACUGUUGUGUCAAAAGGCCAUGCUGCUUUGAAUCGGACCUAGGUUGAGUCUGUCAGUGUACAAUUAAUGUGUUUUUUAAAAUAAUGUUAUUUUCGCAACAUUUAAUUUCAUAUUUUCUAUUUGUUUUAUGAUCAUAUCAUUUCACAUUAUUGUCAUUUUAUGUUACCCUGUUAGCCAAUGUGUUUUUAUUUCUUCUCCCUCCUUGUUGUACAUACACAUCUCAUUUCUCUUUUUCGGUGACUGUGCCAAGAGCUUUGUAAUCUGUUACUCUGUACCAGUUUUACUGCAAUAAUGAGUUGAAUUCAAAAAUCUU
Molecule: messenger RNA, 7436 nt
Organism: Syngnathus acus (greater pipefish)
Lineage: Eukaryota; Metazoa; Chordata; Actinopteri; Syngnathiformes; Syngnathidae
Product: transcription factor 4-like
Exons: 21
Coding region: 789-2711 (640 amino acids)
Biological process (GO): regulation of transcription by RNA polymerase II
Cellular component (GO): transcription regulator complex
Molecular function (GO): RNA polymerase II cis-regulatory region sequence-specific DNA binding; protein dimerization activity; DNA-binding transcription factor activity, RNA polymerase II-specific
Source: RefSeq, a predicted model, not a curated record